AUGGAGGGUGUGGUGGUCGAAGAAGGUCACUCGGAAUCGUCAAGCCAGGCCAUCCCAGCCACGUCCGAGCCGGGCACUAGUGGCAGAGGUGGGGCAAUUCCACCAGCCGUGUCACCUGUGCCAAGUGCCGUUCCGGCUGCCGCACCACGGGUGCAGGCGCGUCCAAGGUGCAACGCUCACACAGUAUGUCUACUAUGCUUUGUUGUUGCAGCAGGCAAGCUCCAGCGAAGAAGAGGCCGCUGCCGCCCGUGUGCCUCUCCCGACAGCGCCACCCCAAGAGAGUCCGUGGGCACAGAGCCGGGGACGAGCGGCACUGCACGACCAUCAACUCAGCAGCAGCCCCGCAGACCACGUCGGCAGCAGCAGCCACUAGAAGAUGCGGCCUGCAGGGCAGCAUCGGAAUACGCGAGGCAGGGGCAGCUGGCGGAGGCUGCAAACGUGGAGGCUGUCACCUUACACCAGAUGCUCCUUGAUCAAAACAGACAGCAUCAUCAACAACUGGUGGAGGAGCUGAGGGCCUCCCGCGUGGUGCAGCAGCAGCUGGCGGUGGAGAUGAGGGGUAUGCGGGAGGCGACUGCCCUCAUCGCAACCAUCUUGCACCAGCUCGUAGCUGCUCUCGCCCAUGGCCUUCGCGAGCCGCCUCAGCCGUAG
Dermacentor silvarum is the source of this 651-nucleotide messenger RNA. RefSeq lists its product as uncharacterized. Bases 1 to 651 code for a protein of 216 amino acids. The transcript is spliced from 5 exons. The record is from RefSeq and is a predicted model, not a curated record. NCBI's taxonomy places the organism in Eukaryota, Metazoa, Arthropoda, Arachnida, Ixodida, Ixodidae.